CUACAACAUUAUUAUUAUUAUAAUUAUUUAAUUUUAGUUUCAUUAUUAUUUUUAUUGACUUUAUUGGGAGCAAGUGGGUAUUCCUUGUUCUAUAUAAUCCAACUUCUACACCAUUCCAAAAACCCUUCUCUUUCCCACCUUAUCUCCCUCCCUAUAACCCUUAUUCACCCUCUUAAUUCUUCUACUUCUACUUUCUACUCACAAAAAUCUCCCUCUUAAUCCCAGAGCCGGAGAUCGAGAUCGAAUUGAAGAGAUCUAUUAAUCUUAUAGAUAUAAAUCGAUGUUAAUAAUAACCAAAAGAAGUACCUCUGAAGAUGUCUCCGGUACUCAGUGAAGUUCUCCUUUCUGGGUAUAUGAUAAGCUCCAGUCUCCGCCGUAGAACCCAUCUUGUUCAAUCUUUCUCUGUUGUUUUCCUUUACUGGUUCUACGUUUUCUCAUGAACUAAUUCAACCCUUUUUUAAAUUAUAAUUAUUGUUAUUAAUUAUUAUUAAUUGCUCUUUUUUUUAAUUUUUAUUUUCCCAAAAAAAACUGCUUUUUUAAUUUUAUUAUAUUAUGGCGGGUUCAUCGAGUACUGCAACCGGGUCUUCAUCGGGUUAUUCGGAUCAGGAAGCGGGUCGGGUGGAUGUGAAAGUAGUGGAUCAGAGAAAGAGGAAGAGAAUGCUGUCCAAUAGAGAAUCGGCACGUAGGUCAAGGAUGCGUAAACAGCAACACAUGGAUGAGUUAGUGUCACAGGUGGGUGAGCUAAAGAAAGACAACAGUCAAAUCAUAAACAGCCUUAACAUCACCAACCAGAUGUACCUAAAUCUUGAGGCAGAGAACUCUGUUCUCAGAGCUCAAAUGGGUGAACUCACUCACAGAUUACAGUCACUCAACGAAAUAAUCGACUGUAUAAACUCAUCAACAACAACAACAACUGAAACUACUACAUCACCAUACCCUUUUGAUCAUCAUCAUCAUCAUCAUAAUAAUCAGAUAUUUGAUGAUCAAGAUUCUCAGAUGAUGAUGAUGAUGAUGAUCAACCCUUGGAACUCUCUUCCUCUUAAUCAACCAAUCAUGGCAGCCUCAGCAGAUCAUCAGAUGUAUAUGUAUUGAUAUAAUUAUUGUCCUAGGUGGGGUCCAUUCUCUUUAAUUAUAUAUUUAUUAGUGUUUUUUUUUUUUGGCUUGUUUUGGGUAAUUUUAUUAUAAAUUAUUAGGGUGGGAGAUGGGGUUAAUUUUGUGUUCUUAUAUUAAAGCCUUUUGUGUCACAUAUUAUUAUUAGAGAAAUUGGUUGGCAUAUGUAAUAUUAUUGGGCUUGUAAAAUAUAUGUGGGAUUGUCAUAAGAAUAUAAUAAACUCCAUUAUUAUUGAACA
Messenger RNA from Cannabis sativa, 1349 nucleotides. RefSeq names its product bZIP transcription factor 2. Gene Ontology annotation, biological process: positive regulation of DNA-templated transcription. The transcript has a single exon. Lineage: Eukaryota; Viridiplantae; Streptophyta; Magnoliopsida; Rosales; Cannabaceae. The coding region runs from base 553 to 1092 and encodes 179 amino acids. Gene Ontology annotation, cellular component: nucleus. The record is from RefSeq and is a predicted model, not a curated record. Gene Ontology annotation, molecular function: transcription cis-regulatory region binding; DNA-binding transcription factor activity.